CAAAGAAGAGAGAGCAAACAACUUCACACACUCUUUCUUCAUUUUGUUCUAGGGUUUUCUUUGUUUGAAUUAGGGUUUGUUUUUCAUUCCUGAUUCAAUUUUCAUUUUCUGAGAAUGGCACAAGAAAAAUCAACUGGUACUGUUAAGUGGUUUAAUACUACGAAAGGUUUUGGUUUCAUAACUCCUGAUGAUGGUGGUGAAGAUCUUUUUGUUCAUCAAUCAUCGAUCAAAUCUGAUGGUUACAGAAGUCUUUCUGAGAAUGAGCAAGUAGAGUUCGAGAUUGAAACUGGUGGUGAUGGAAGAACUAAGGCUGUGAACGUUACUGGUCCUGGUGGUGAAAAUGUUAAGGGAGGUGACGGAGGAGGUGGUGGUGAUAGCUAUGGUGGAGGUGGAAGAGGAGGUGGUCGAGGUGGCGGUGGUGGUGGCUAUGGUUCUGAUGACCGAUCUGGUGGUGGUGGCUAUGGAAGCAGAGGUGGUUCUGGAGGUGGAUACGGUGGUAGCGGUGGUGGUUAUGGUUCUGGUGGUGGUGGUGGUUAUGGAGGCGGUGGUGGUAGAGGCGGUGGAAGCUGCUACAACUGUGGUGAGUCUGGUCACUUUUCUAGGGAAUGCACUCAGGCUAAGAGUGGUGGUGGAGGCGGUGGAAGUUAUGGCGGCGGCAGCAGAGGUGGUGGUGGUGGUGGUGACCGUAGUUGCUACAGCUGUGGUGGUUCCGGCCAUUUUGCUCGUGAAUGCCCCAACGGCGGUGGAAACUAGAAUCGGGACAAAGAAAAAGAGGGUAUGAACGUUCAAAUCUAUCUUUUAGAGUCUUUUUCUGUUCUUUUUUACUUUCGUACUGCUGGGGGUUUGUCUUUUGGAACAAUUUUUUGUUCAUAGAGUUUGAUCAAGGGCAAGUGUUGUACUUCAUUUUCUCUGUCUUACUCUUUACCGGAUAUGCUACUUUUAUUUACGUGUCUUUAGUCUUUACUUCUUGGUGGUCUUUAAGUUAUGGAGUCUUUUACUUUUGAAGAGUGAGUACGAACAUGUUGAUUGGAAGAACUGGUGUUUGAAAGAUAUUGAUGUACUCUCUCUUUCUCUGAAUAUAAUAGAGAUAUAUGGUUUAAUUAGUCUAUA
Molecule: messenger RNA, 1110 nt
Organism: Papaver somniferum (opium poppy)
Lineage: Eukaryota; Viridiplantae; Streptophyta; Magnoliopsida; Ranunculales; Papaveraceae
Product: glycine-rich protein 2-like
Exons: 1
Coding region: 115-753 (212 amino acids)
Molecular function (GO): nucleic acid binding; zinc ion binding
Source: RefSeq, a predicted model, not a curated record